GGAUCCGGGAUCCGGGACCCGGGCGGGUCUUACCCACUGGGCUGUGUGCACAGGUGCCAGCUGGCGGGACAGCCUUGUAUUCGGGGUACCCCUGCCCGUGACGUCGUGGGCAGGCAGCGGUUUGCCGGACGGCUUAGGGGAUGCCCGGGGGUGCGGCGUCCCCCCAGCCAGCUGCGCAGGUGCCCAUGGUGCCACUGCAGAGAGCUACCCUGGGAGUCCUCAGCACCCUGCCCUCGCUCCAUGAGCCUUGGGGACUGCGGUGAGGAGAAGAGCUGCACAGUACUGCUUCCAUCCAUCGCCUGCCUGCCUGCCCUCCUGCCCCGUCCUGUGAGGAACCCGGAAUACAGCUCCACGUAAAGGACAACCACCAGCACCACCACCACGUGACCAGAUGGGCUGUCGCACGCUUGCAGGUUCUGGAGCUCUUCCGCGGCCUAAGCGUAGCCUUGCCUCACUCUUGUCAACGCUCAUUACCGGACAAGACCACAGUUGAAUCCUUCCCACGUUGAUGGCCAUUACGGUUUUUGUAUUUUGCGUCAGGGUCACUACCGUGAUGAAAAUCCUCGCAGGGUCUUCUCUUUGCACGUUUGCUGGCUACUUUGCUUGGGCGCAGACCUCGUCACGGUCAGUUGGAGAGAGGAGCCUGACGGCCGCGCUCUCUCUCAUGAGUUGUCCUUGAGUGAGGGUAGCAGGGAAUGGAAGAGGAGGAGGAAAGAAAAUUAAGAAAGAGAUGUGAAUCUCGGGCUGUCCGGCAGCCAAGGUCACAAUGCUGCCCCUCCGUCACGCUCUGGCCGUAGCUGUCGUCCACAUCUUUAUCUUAUCAGAAAGCUGGGCUUUGGCCAAGAACAUCAACUUCUACAACGUGAGGCCGCCUCUUGACCCUACACCAUUUCCAAACAGCUUCAAGUGUUUUACCUGUGAAAAUGCGGGAGAUAAUUAUAACUGCAAUCGAUGGGCAGAAGACAAAUGGUGUCCACAAAGCAGAAGUCAGCUACCCCUGCGGGGUGUGCUCCGGCGUCGCGGGGUUCGAUGCUCAGCCCUGAGAGGCAGGGGAGUGCUCCGGGGAAGAGCACAAGCCCCAGAAAACUGCCCAGAUACGCGGUACUGCCUGACAGUUCACCACUUUACCAGUCACGGAAGAAGUACAUCUAUCACCAAAAAAUGUGCCUCCAGAAGUGAAUGUCAUUCUGUUGGCUGCCACCACAGCCGAGACUCUGAACACACAGAGUGCAGGUCUUGCUGCGAAGGGAUGAUCUGUAACGUGGAGCUGCCCACCAACCACUCCAACGCCGUCCUGGCCGUGACGCGCGCCCCGGGGACGUCGGGGGGCCCCGCCCCCCGCCUGCAGCUGCCCGGCCUGCCCGCGCUCGCCUGGGCCUCGGUGCUGCUGCUCCUGUGAGCCCCCCAGAGCCGCCUGGAGCCUCCCGGAACCCCCCGGAGCUGCCUGGAGCCCCCCGGAGCAUCCCAGAGCCCUCUUGGAGCACCCCGGAACCCCCCGGAGCCCCCGGAGCUGCCUGGAGCACCCCAGAGACCCCCCGGAGCAUCCCGGAGCCCCCCGGAGUCCCCCAGAGCCGCCCGGAGCACCCCAGAACCCCCCCGGAGCUGCCCGGAGCCCCCCGGAGCACCCCAGAACCCCCCCGGAGCCCCCCAGAGACCCCCUGGAGCAUCUCGGAGCUGCCCGGAGCCCCUUGGAGCACCCCGGAACCCCCCGCAGCUGCCCAGAGCCCCCCCGGAGCCCCCCGGAGCAUCCCAGAGCCCCUUGGGGCACCCCGGAACCCCCUGGAGCCCCCUGGAACCCCCCGGAGCCACCCGGAGCCACCCGAAGCCGCCCGGAGUCCCCCAGAGCCCCUCCGCAGACCGCGUGGACGGCGCCCCUGGGCGCGGAGACCCGCCUGGCGCUCGGCGGAGGAGCGGAGCCCGGAGCCUGGAGUUCGGACCCCGGGGCAGGAGCAGCCGUUCGCUGGGCCGAGACGCUCCUGCUCCAGCCACAGGGUUGAGGACGGGACGUGGGAAGGAAGGAACGCGUGGGGCUCGUGUGGCUUCCGGGCCCGAGGGCCUGCGUGGUGUCGCCUCUGCGAGGAGGAACCUGGUGGCACCAGCAGCAGGUGGGGGGGUAAGGGGGGGGCCUGCGCCCCGGCCUGCCCAGGCCCCUAACUGAACGCACACCUUGACCUCGGGACUCUUUCAGCAGCUGCGGGGUCAGACCCUCACCUCUCCGUGUGAUCAGCUCAGUGUGUGUCUCUGAAAUCUCCCCCUUCCCCUGGGACAGAGCAAGCUCCCCACCAACGACCUAGUCCGAGUUAAAGGGAACUAACUAUGGGAAGGAAACUUCCAGCUGAAUGAAUAGGAAACUUACCUGCUCAUGUGGGGGGGGAAUAAAGCUUUUAAAUUAUACAACGUA
Molecule: messenger RNA, 2401 nt
Organism: Canis lupus familiaris (dog)
Lineage: Eukaryota; Metazoa; Chordata; Mammalia; Carnivora; Canidae
Gene: LYPD6B
Product: LY6/PLAUR domain containing 6B
Exons: 10
Coding region: 767-1399 (210 amino acids)
Molecular function (GO): acetylcholine receptor regulator activity
Source: RefSeq, a predicted model, not a curated record